AUGAAACCAUCUAAACUGCAAGAUCAUCUGAGAAGAUGCCACCCUGAUAAAACAGAGAAAGAUUUGAAAUACUUUCAAACACUCAAAGAUAAAUUUCAGAAGAGACCUACACUGGACAGAAUGUUCGCUUCGACGUCACAAAGAAAUGAUGAUGGUUUUCGGGCGUCUUACAAUAUCUCGUUACUUAUAGCAAAAUCCGGAAAACCGCAUACUAUCGGAGAGAAGUUAAUUUUGCCAGCCGUUGAAGAGGUUUUAAAAACUGUUUUACACAAACCUGCAUCUGAUAUCAUUAAAAGAAUUCCCUUAAGCAACAAUACUGUUGAAAGACGUAUUGAUGAAAUGAGUUCUGAUAUUGAACGCUUCUUAUGUAAUUAUUUGCAAACGACCCAUUUCUCUAUACAACUGGACGAGUCAACUUUACCUGAUAAUGCAGCAUUAUUAUUGGCAUAUGUUCGUUUUAUUAUGAAUCAAGAAAUCUACGAAGAACUGCUCUUCGAAAGAACUUUGAUAACCGACACUAAAGAAUUUGUGGAUACUAAAGAUGAGAUUUUAAAAGAAAAUUUAAUGAAGAGGAAAUCAGAUAUCGCCUAUUUAACAGAUUUGUUUACAAAAUUUAAUAUGGUUAAUUUGCAAUUACAAGGCAACAGUUUAAAUUUGAUUAAAACAAAGUCCAUCUUAUCAGCGUUUCUUGUCAGAGUUAAACUAAUGAAGCAAAAUAUUGGACGGGGCGAAUUUUCUCAGUUCCCCAAUUUGUCACAGACAAGCUGCCAGGAAGACGACGUUUCAACUUACGUUCAACAUUUAAAUGCCCUCUAUUCAGAUUUUGAAUCUAGGUUUGAGGAUAUUUUGACUAUGGUAAUACCACCGUGGAUAAUUAAUCCAUAUGGUGACAUAGAAGAAACGAAUUUCAUAAUACAAGAGGAACUGACUGAACUAAGUAUAAACGAAGAACUUAAGGUUCAGUUUGAAAACGGAUAUCAGCAAUUCUGGCUGCAAAACAACAUACCCGUUACUUAUCCCAAAAGUCCUAGUGGUGCCCUCGUAGGGGUAGACGCCCCCGAAAAUGUACUUGUAAUGUCCGAAGUGUCGGAUCCUAUAUCGGCCCUCAGGCACGCUGUCUUUUAUUUCCCAUGUUAUUUCCACCUCGCUGCCUGCCUUAAGGGCGGCCGUCCUCCGCCAUACGAACCUGCAAAAAAGUUAUCUUUGUACUUGUCUAACGGUGUUGUUAUAAGGGUUAAGUGA
This is a messenger RNA of Acanthoscelides obtectus, 1242 nucleotides long. NCBI's taxonomy places the organism in Eukaryota, Metazoa, Arthropoda, Insecta, Coleoptera, Chrysomelidae. The record is from the annotation of a GenBank genome assembly.